Molecule: messenger RNA, 1137 nt
Organism: Purpureocillium takamizusanense
Lineage: Eukaryota; Fungi; Ascomycota; Sordariomycetes; Hypocreales; Ophiocordycipitaceae
Exons: 2
Coding region: 1-1137 (378 amino acids)
Source: RefSeq, a predicted model, not a curated record
AUGAACGCAGUGAAUGAGACUUUCAGUGUCACAGAGACCGCCAGCCAAUCCUCUAAUGCUUCCAGUAUCCAUCCGUCCCCUGACAAUGCACAUCCCUUUCCAAGAAGCCAGCUCCGGCCCCAGCGUCCGACUUUGCCCUUCGUGCCGUAUGCCGACUGGGUCGCGACUCAGUCGUACGAUUACAACCCGCCGGUCUGCAUCAAGUAUGUCAUGGAAUGGAAGGUGGCCUUCAAUAACAGGAAGAUCCGCAUGCAUACAGAAGACAAUCUCGUGGCGGCGCCGAGCGAGUUCUGGAGUGAGGAAUUGUGCGCAAAGAUCCGCGACAUCGCGAAGACGACGUCGAAGCCCAGCAGACCCGAUUCAUCAACCAUCGUCGUAUCCGUGAACGAGAAAUCCGAGCCUGCCAUAACAAAGAGCUUUGCGGAGCUUGAGAUCGAUUGGUCCUCUGUGGAACGGCAGCUGCAAGCUUGGAGCCAUCUUCUCCGCAUCGGGAAGAAGCUAAAGGUUGACGCCUCGUUCAAGUUCGCCGAGAGUGCAAGCAUCGCUCGGUGUCCAUCGCCGUACAGGCACGUGUACCAAGUGUUCCGUUGCCCAGGAUCGCCAUGUGACCGUGGGCCGUACUGCUGGUUGGACCCCAAUGGCCACAAAUACUACAAAGUCAUGACGCAUCAGCUCAAGAGCCUUGUCAAGUUUGUGCGGGAAGGCAACACAUUGCAGGGGCCUGGCGACGUCCCGGACUAUAUUCGCGAGCAACUAUAUGCCGAAGAGCAGCAGCUCACCGAUCGUAGGAAGAAAAGGAAAGUCUCCCCGUCGCUUGCAGAAGGCGUGCAACCCAUGAUCAUCAACAACUAUAUCCCAUCGCAGCAAGAUGCCAAGCAAUAUCCGGAGCCAUCUACCACUGGUGCGCGGGAUACCUCUGUUCCGCGUUCGCUGCCGCUUAGCAUUCCCGGCCUACGAAAUGAAGCCGUCAAGGAAUACUGUAGAUGGCAUUGCUCCCAACUGGGAAGCAUGGACCAGAAGAGGGCAUACGAGCUGGCCCGUGAUCUGACCUUGGCGAGGAGCCUUGAUCUGGAGCUUGUGGACGAGGACGACGCGCAGUUUUACAUCGACAAAGGUGUGUCGGCUCGAGGGCCAUGA